CGUAGUCCACAAGCAACGAUCGGCCCCUCGGAUUCUUCUUCGUCUUCCUCCGACUCCGAGAGCGAUAUAAACAGCGGAGGGGAGCGAAAGAGACGAGCCAUCAACCUCCGCCAGCCAACGAGCUACCUAGUCGGCAGCAGCCAGCCAUGGGGUUCUUCACCAGGAGCACCUCCAAGCAGACCGCCAAGCUCAAGUCCCUCGUCAAGCUCGCCCUCGCGCGCCUCGCCGUCGUGCGUCGCCCGCGCGUCGGCCGCCGCUCCAUCGCCCGCGGCGACGUCGCGCAGCUGCUCUCCAUCGGCCACCUCGACCGCGCGCUCGUCCGGGCCGGCCAGGUCCUCGAGGAGGACGACGCGCUCGCGGCGCUCGACGUCCUCGAGCUCUACUGCAGGCUCCUCGUCGACCACGCCGCCCAGCUCGACAAGCCAAAGGAGUGCAGCGAGGAGAUCAAGGCGGCGGCGGCGGGCCUCAUCUACGCGUCGGCGCGGUGCGGCGAGCUGCCCGAGCUGCUGGACGCGCGCGCCAUCCUGGCGGACAAGUUCGGCCGCGACUUCGCCGCCGCCGCCAGGGACGGCGCGCCCGGCGUCGUCGACCCCACGCUGGUGCAGAAGCUGUCAGGCCAGGGUGCAACCGUGGAGCAGAUGCGGAGGCUGGCCAAGGAGAUCGCCGCCGAGAACGGCAUCCUGCUGGACUUCCCGGAGGACACCAGAGAGGUUCCUCACGCUCACGCUCAGGGGAAACAGAGUGAGCAAACCAAGAGCGUGCCGGCUGCGAAAUCCGUCCAACAGACCGAUGUCAUGGUAGAACCUUGCGACAGACAGAGGCCUGCCGAUCAGAGCGUGAACCGGCCGAGCCUCACGCAGCUGAGCGCGGAGGGGAAGGUGCCGAGGGAAUCCAAGCAGUACCGCGACGUCAGGAUGGCGGCGGAGGCGGCCUUCGAGUCGGCAUCGUUCGCGGCGAUGGCAGCCCGGGCGGCCGUGGAGCUGUCCCGGACGGAGUCACAAGGGAAGGGGUGGAGAGGCGGGGGCGGCGGCCACGACAAGGUUCAUCCUCUGCAGAACUCGCGCGCAACCCAGCAAGAGACGCAGGCGCCGGGGAAGCCCCAGAAGGCUCCGUCUCCAUUGCCGUCCCCGUCCUGGAGCGACCACAGCACUGUUUCCUCGGUGUGGUCGGACCCGCCGCAGAAGGGCAAGACCGUCGUGUUCGACGAGAGCGACGAGGAAGACGACGACGAGGUGGCGGAGGACCUCGUCCGGAUUCCGCAGCUGCGCCGGCCUCCCUACGGCAGGGCUGCCUCGACGGCGGGCGUCGCCGCGGGCCAGACAAACGGUUCACAGCGCCCGGCGUCCGGCGAGGCGGGCGCGUUCCAGGACGGCGUGUCCAACGGCUCGCAGCACCCGAUGCAUAGGAGGCACGCCUCGGAGCUGGCCGGCAGCAACGCGCACCACCGCGAGGAGGCCCCGGAUCAGCCCGGCGUGUACAAGGGUCCUCCGCCUCCUUACAGGAGGAACCCCUCUGCGGCCAACGGCAACGGCGAGAGCGGCGCAACGCGGCGCGCGGGGGACCUCGACGGCGGCCGCGGUGGCGCAUACGAGAGCUCGGCGUACGUCGCGCGCGCGCCGUACGCGAGGAUCGCGUCGGCGCUGGAGGGCGGCAACGAGCACAUCGCGCGGCACGAGCUGGUGCGCAGGAUCGGCACCGACGCGCGUGUGCUGCAGGAGAAGCUCUACGGCCCCGCCGCGCCGGGGCCGGGACGCGCGCCGAUGACGCCGGAGCGGAGGGCCAUCUCGGUUCGCACGAGGAGGUGAAGACGGUUUCGGUU
Molecule: messenger RNA, 1819 nt
Organism: Lolium rigidum
Lineage: Eukaryota; Viridiplantae; Streptophyta; Magnoliopsida; Poales; Poaceae
Exons: 5
Coding region: 147-1805 (552 amino acids)
Biological process (GO): protein transport
Source: RefSeq, a predicted model, not a curated record